AUGCCGUUCCAUCGAAGUAUGGUGAUGAAAGGGGAUCAGUAUUGGAUUCGCGAUAAAGCCAAGGCUCGUAUAAAAUGUGUCAAACCGAUCUGUCCAACUCGAAUACACGAAAACGACAUCAAUGCGGUACUGGACGAACAGGAAGACGGCUUGAAUCUCUUUAUGCCACUCGAUCAUCGUCAGUGGCUUCAAUACUAUCACAACAAGGAUGUUAUCUAUUACGCAUGUGGUGGUAACGAAUACGUAAAGCAAUGCCCUCUGUGCAAGUCGAUGUACGUUGAAAAAGAAGGUUGCAGCUUUGUGAGAUGUGCCAAUUUACGGUGUCGUACCCGUUUUUGUUGGCAAUGCGGCGAUCCUAUUGAAAGUAUCAUGCAUUUUACAGGUGGCUCUAGUGUCUUUCAUCCUCCUGCUGUGUUUAGGUGGUUGAGGCAGAAGCGCAAAUACUUUCCUGGAAAUCAUUGGCUAUCUGUGGGCGGGGUUCAACGUGGGGGCGUGUCACAACACAGUCCAUCACUUGUGGGAGCUCUCACCGAGGUAUUUGUGUCGAGUGCAAGUCGCUUGAUACCCCUCUUAAACAUAUCCUACUAUAUAUAA
Molecule: messenger RNA, 594 nt
Organism: Haemonchus placei
Lineage: Eukaryota; Metazoa; Nematoda; Chromadorea; Rhabditida; Trichostrongylidae
Source: the annotation of a GenBank genome assembly